AUGUACUUCUCCACCCUCGCCAUCCUCUCUUUUUUCUCUUUCCUGGCCGGCUUCGCCCUCGCAGCUCCCACGGAGUUCGCCCUCGAAGCUCGCAACGCGACUGGACUGUCUGCUCGCGACAGUAACGCGCGCUUGACGUGGUACGAUGUCGGAUUGGGGGCAUGUGGCAAGACCAACAAGGCCAGCGACUACGUCGUGGCAUUAAAUGCUGCUGAAUUCGGGUCUGGCUACCCUGGUCCGCACUGCUUCAAGCAGAUCAAGAUCACCGCCAAUGGCAAGAGUGCCACCGCUACCAUUGUCGACCAGUGCCCCGGAUGCCCCAAGGGCGGGCUUGACCUCAGCAAGGGCUUGUUCAGCCACUUUGCCAAUCCCGAUGUCGGCGUUUUGACCGGCUCCUGGAGCUAUCUCUGA
Molecule: messenger RNA, 411 nt
Organism: Gloeophyllum trabeum ATCC 11539
Lineage: Eukaryota; Fungi; Basidiomycota; Agaricomycetes; Gloeophyllales; Gloeophyllaceae
Exons: 5
Coding region: 1-411 (136 amino acids)
Source: RefSeq, a predicted model, not a curated record